AUGACUCUAGCCAAGGAGAUCCCUCAUCACCCAACCGGACUACAACUCAAGUCUUCAAUCAGCACUCCACGAGCAAAACUGAUCAUACACAAGGCAGGGCAAGCCCUUGUCAGGGAGCGCAUCGCCAACACCCGCCAUCAACUCCAUACCAUGGAGAAAGACAUCCAAACAUCAGAAGUAAACCUCUCCCAACUACUGGAACCGGCUGAUCUUCGGAAAUGCCAGGCCUUCAAAACCUCUACAGCUGGAAAAACUUUCCAGUCAACCCGACAGAAGCAGAUCGUCAAAUUUAACAAAUUUCUAGCUAACAGGCAAAAAUCAACCAACCAGACUACGCCAAUCAGCACCAAGGACACUGUUAUCAACCUCAGCAACCAUCUACUCACGGAAACCGAACACAAAGUCCUAUCGUUAGGUCUCAACUUCGCCUUGUCACCCAAGAAGAUCCCGUUCUCAGAAGUCAUUCAACAAGUAGAACCCAAACUGAGAUUCCUGAGCCGAACCGCAGCGGACCAAAUCCGUUUCCAAGUCACCCAAGCCCUAUCCACAGCUAAGCCACCACAACCCAACAUUAGCAAACCAGAACGAGCCGCUAUCAAAGAUCUACGCAGCAACCAGUCAAUACACAUUCUACAGGCAGACAAGGGCAACGCUACAGUACUUCUGAACAAAGGGGACUACAACAAUAAGAUCGGUGCGCUCCUCGAGACUCCGACUUACAAAAAACUAAAGAAAGAUCCCACACUAGUAACGGAAAGGAAACUUAACCAGCGACUCCUCUCUCUUCAAAGAACAGAAGUCAUAUCCAAGCCACUCUACUUCAAACUUCGCUCAUCUUCAGCUACCUGCCCCAUCCUGUUUGGCCAGCCGAAGAUACAUACACCUACCAUUCCACUUCGCCCCAUCAUUUCAACCCGAGGAUCACCUUGCUAUGACACAGCCAAACACCUGACCACGAUUCUCCAACCACUUGUAGUAAAAUCGCAGCACCACAUCAAUAACUCCAAGCAUUUCGUCGAUAUCCUCUCCAAGACCACCAUACACGAAUACAGACAUCAUUGCCAUUUUUUAUGUUGA
Molecule: messenger RNA, 1077 nt
Organism: Strongylocentrotus purpuratus (purple sea urchin)
Lineage: Eukaryota; Metazoa; Echinodermata; Echinoidea; Camarodonta; Strongylocentrotidae
Exons: 2
Coding region: 1-1077 (358 amino acids)
Source: RefSeq, a predicted model, not a curated record